Molecule: messenger RNA, 1527 nt
Organism: Lathyrus oleraceus (garden pea)
Lineage: Eukaryota; Viridiplantae; Streptophyta; Magnoliopsida; Fabales; Fabaceae
Exons: 7
Coding region: 1-1527 (508 amino acids)
Source: RefSeq, a predicted model, not a curated record
AUGUUGGUAGACUCUGAACCAGUAAGUACAAAAGAAGCUCUCAGGAAGAAAAUGUGGCUGAAGGCCAUGAAAGAAGAACUUGAGGCUAUAGAAAGAAAUAGAACUUGGGAGUUGACUAAGCUUCCAAAGGACAAGAAAUCCAUCAGUGUCAGGUGGGUUUACAAGGUGAAAUUAAAGCCAGAUGGAUCAAUUGGAAAACACAAAGCAAGCUUAGUAGCUAGAGGAUUCCUACAAAAAAUUGUACUAUGUUACUUUGAAGUUUUUGCUCCUAUAGCUAGACAUGAAACAAUCAGGCUAGCGACUGCUAUAAUUGCUAAUCUGAAUUGGACUUUGAUGCAUUUAGAUGUGAAAUCUGCAUUUCUGAACAGGGUGGAGAUUGUGUACUCUGACAAGGGUAUAAUCUUGCAUCAGCUGAAGUAUAAACUCGAGCUUCUGAAGAGAUUUGAGCUGACGAAUUGCAAGUCUACAAUCACACCUGCUGAGGCAAAUCACAAGUUGGAUUCUAAUGUUGAGGAUGAAAAUGUAAAUGCUACAACUUUUAAACAGUUGGUAGGCUCAUUUAGAUAUCUCUAUAAUACUAGACCUGAUAUUUGUUAUGCAGUUGGAGUGACUCUUAUUGGUGUGGAGACAGAGUUGACAGAAGAAAUCAAGGUGAGAAAGUCUGUGAAGUUGAUGAUUGAUAACAAAUCAACUAUAAGCCUUGCCAAGAAUCCAGUGUUGCAUGGAAGAAGUAAGCAUAUUGGCACAGAGUUUCACUUUCUAAGGAACCAGAUUCAGAAUGGGGUGCUUGAAGUCGUGCACUAUAGCACUCAGAAAUGGGUUUACAAGGUGAAACUAAAUUCAGAUAGAUCAAUUGUCAAACAUAAAGCAAGGUUAGUAGCUAGAGGAAUCCUACAAAAUUCUCGACUAGAUUACUUUGAAGUGUUUGCUCUUAUAGCUAGAAAUGAAACAAUCAGACGGGUGAUUAUAACAGUUGCUAAUCGGAAUUGGCCUUUGAUGCAUUUAGAUGUAAAAUAUGCAUUUCUGAAUGGUCCUUUACAAUGGGAAGUUUAUGUAUCACAACCUCCUGGAUUUGUGAAAAAGAAUCAUGAAGGGAUGCUGAAGUAUGAACUUAAGUUUCUGAAGAAAUUUGAGUUGACGAAUUGCAAGUCUGUAAUCACACCUGUUGAGACAAAUCACAAGUUGGAUUCUGAUGUUGAGGGUGAUGAUGUAGAUGUUAUAACUUUUAAACAGUUGGUAGGCUCAUUGGGAUAUCUCUGUAAUACCGGGCCUGAUAUUUACUAUGCAGUUGGAGCGGAUCUGAAGAUCAAGGUGAGAAAGCCUGUGAAGUUGAUGAUUGACAACAAAUCAGCUAUAAGCCUUGCCAAGAAUCCAGUGAUUCAUGGAAGAAGCAAGCACAUUGACACGAAGUUUCAUUUUCUGAGGAACCAGGUUCAAAAUAAGGUGCUUGAAGUCGUGCACUGUAGUACUCAGAAACAGUUGACAGAUGUUCUUACUAAGGCUAUCAAGAUUGAAUAUUUUAUCUAG